CUAUCCCACUGGAGGGAGCGAAUCCCAGGUCUGGCCAACAGCCGCACUCUCAUUGACCGGGAAAGGUUGCAGAGCUGCGGAGUGUUCGAGGGAGGGAGAGAGAGAAAAAAAAUCAGAAUGUGGAGUGCAUCCGUCUGUUUGUUGAGAGAGAGGAGGGGGAGAGAAACAUACCGUUAACCGCAUAACAGGGAGAGAGAACACCCAUAGAAUUGAUUUCGACUGAUGAGAUGAGGAAUGAGCAUGCGUCCUGUCAGAAAGCCCCUGUGUUGCCUUUUGCUUGUCACGCUGCCGCUGGGAAUUUUCUUCCUUUGCCUCUGGUCGCUGAAGCCUUACCGUGUUGUCGACGUGAAGUACCGAUUUCCUGGGAUUUCCGAGAACCUUCUGGAACGUGGGCUUUGGGAACCUUCUGACAAAUAUGCCCACAUAUCCUACAGAGUGAAAGAGAUAGUGGCUGGGCUUCUUCCAAAGAAUGGCUGCCAAUGUGAGAAAGAGGAGCCCAUGAUAAAUCUACCCUUUACCAAGCACCUUUUCCGUCAGGUUUCUGUCCAACAGUUUGAGCAGGUCUUCAAAGAAGACGAACGGGAGGAUUUGAAGAAAAGGAGGGAACAGGAGUAUCAGCAUUUUCUACAAAGGUAUAUGUUCCUAAGUAGCACCAAAUCAGAUGUCAACCUGACGGCAACGUUGGGAACCUUCGAUGUGGCUGCUGAGGUUGAUAAGGUGAUGAUCGAAGGUGAAGGGGCGAUGCACAUGUCUCUGUCGAGCUCUCAACUGGACAACCUGAACCGUCAACUGCAGUUUGUCACCUACAGCAAUACCGUCUUCAACCCCAACACAGCCGACACAGGCUAUAACAUCAGUGCCUUGGUGACUAUAGCAACCAAAACAUUUCUGAGGUAUGACAAGCUGAGGGAGCUGAUCUCGAGCGUUAGGAAAUAUUACCCCAAUGUCACCAUUGUCAUUGCGGAUGACAGCGGCAAACCACAAAAGGUUGAAGGAGACUUCAUUGAGCAGUACUUCAUGCCAUUUAAGAAGGGUUGGUUCGCUGGACGUAACUUGGCAAUCUCCCAGGUGAAAACGAAAUAUCUGCUCUGGGUCGACGAUGACUUCAUCUUCGCUGCAGAUACCAAGCUGGAGAAAAUGGUGGACAUCCUCGAGAAAACAACACUGGAUAUAGUCGGAGGCUCAGUGCGAGAGGUGACAACCUACUCGGCCACGUUUCUGCACAAGCUCAGUGUGGAAGCAGGCAGAGAGGAGGGAGACUGCCUUAAAAUUCGCCAAGGAUACUACCAUGCAGUGGAAGGCUUCCCUAACUGUGUCGUCACGGACGCCAUCAUCAACUUCUUCAUGGCCCGAACCGAAAAGAUGCAGCAAGUUGGAUUUGAUCCACAUUUAACGAGACAGGGACAUUUAGAAUUCUUCGUGGACGGUUUGGGCCUAUUGCAUGUUGGUUCCUGCAGUGACGUCAUGAUCGAUCAUGCCUCGAAAAUCACCUUGCCUUGGACCAAGAAAACUCAAAACGAGAUACUUUACCAAAAAUUGCGUUACAUUCAGGCUUCAGAGACGGACAGCAACUUGCAAAACAAACUUUUUUAUUUCAAAAACCGAUUUAAAUGCAUUAGGAGCAGCUGAGGGGCUGCCAUUUAGACUGUGUUUUUAAAUUCAAAUGGCUUGAAUACUCAGGUCUGCAACAAUCGGUUUACCUCGGUUCUACUUAAGACCUGCACCUCAGAUUCUGAAAUCAGUCUUUCUUCAAAAAUUGUGGAACUCCUCGACUUUACUUAAGAUCACCAACAAACUGUUGCUUCGAGAUGGAUCUUGUCUCCAAACUCUGUCCAAACUGGACCGUGUCCUGCAACUUUGGGCCCUGGAUUUCAACUUCUCCACUUGUAUCAAACGUAGUUAUCUACAGAAAUAGUUGGAAAAGCUCAGCAGGUCUGGCAGCAAUGUUUCCCACUUUAAAUCUGAUUUCUCUCCACGGAUGCUGCCAGACCUGCUGAGUUCCUAAUGCAUUUAUUGCGUCUGAUUUCCAGCAUCCGCAGUUCUUUCAGUCUUUAUUUAAGUAAUUAUCUCUUACACUUUGAGUGCAAUCAAACUGUAUUCCUUUCUAGGCCUGUGAUAAGAUGUUUUGUUUUAUUAUGAUGAGUAAAUUCAAAGAAAUUUAAGCAACAUG
Messenger RNA from Rhincodon typus (whale shark), 2170 nucleotides. Its product is annotated as beta-1,4 N-acetylgalactosaminyltransferase 1-like. NCBI's taxonomy places the organism in Eukaryota, Metazoa, Chordata, Chondrichthyes, Orectolobiformes, Rhincodontidae. The record is from RefSeq and is a predicted model, not a curated record. Gene Ontology annotation, biological process: ganglioside biosynthetic process. The coding region runs from base 235 to 1629 and encodes 464 amino acids. The transcript has 9 exons.